Messenger RNA from Megalops cyprinoides (Indo-Pacific tarpon), 1708 nucleotides. RefSeq names its product bone morphogenetic protein 7b (gene bmp7b). Gene Ontology annotation, molecular function: growth factor activity; cytokine activity. Bases 360 to 1637 code for a protein of 425 amino acids. Gene Ontology annotation, cellular component: extracellular region. Gene Ontology annotation, biological process: SMAD protein signal transduction. The transcript has 7 exons. NCBI's taxonomy places the organism in Eukaryota, Metazoa, Chordata, Actinopteri, Elopiformes, Megalopidae. The record is from RefSeq and is a predicted model, not a curated record.
GCCUGCAACGCGUCUUGACAACUCCAGACCUAGUGUAUGACAGGGACAAAGCGAAAAGAAAAUCAGUGGUCUCUUUAGGCAACUUCGCGAGCAACGGAAUACACACUGUUCUAGUUUUGAGACAACACAAAUAAAACUGGACGCGAGCUGAAAUUGAUGUAUCCACUGGGGGACUCUUCCCUCAACAUGUGGGAUCUGAGCUGAUGCAGGGAUAAGUACAUUUCUUUAUCUUAAGAUAUACUGUACAUGCCAGUUAUUAAGUAAUUUUGAUUCGAGGCUUUUUAAACUUUCGAUUAAUCUUAUCUUUAGUUUAAGUGGAACAUCAACAGACACUGUAGAACGUGUUGAAGACGUUGAAUAUGGUUUCGAUAUUAGAUACAAGUGCCCCGGCACUAGCGCUGCUGUGGGGAUACUGUGUGCUGGCAGAAACCGUCUUCACGAACUUCACUUUGGACAACGAGGUCCACUCAAGUUUCAUCCACCGGCGACUGAAGAGCCAGGAGCGCAGAGAGAUGCAACGCGAGAUACUCUCCAUUCUGGGCUUGCCUCAUCGGCCCCGGCCGCACCUCCACGGGAAACACAACGCAGCGCCGAUGUUCAUGCUGGACCUGUAUAAUGCCAUGUCCACAGAAGGAGAAGCUGACGGCUAUUCGUACCCAUAUAAGCCCGUCUUCACCACCCAGGGACCGCCGAUCGCAACUCUGCAAGAUAACAACUUCCUUAACGAUGCUGACAUGGUCAUGAGCUUUGUCAACCUGGUGGAGCACGACAAGGAGUUCCUGCCGGUGAGACGACACCACAGGGAGUUCCGCUUCGACCUGUCGCGGAUUCCCGAGGGGGAGGCUGUCACUGCUGCCGAGUUCCGCAUCUACAAGGACUUCAUCCACGAGCGCUUCGACAAUGAGACCUUCCGCAUCAGCGUCUACCAGGUGCUGGAGGAGCACUCGGACAGGGAAUCGGACCUGUUCCUCUUGGAUUCGCGGGUCAUAUGGGCGGCUGAGGAAGGGUGGCUGGUGUUUGACAUCACCGCCACCAGCAACCACUGGGUCCUGAACCCGGGCCGGAACCUGGGCCUGCAGCUGGCGCUGGAGAGUGUGGAUGGCCAGAGUGUGAACCCAAGGGUGGCGGGGCUGAUAGGUCGCAAUGGACCCCAGAACAAACAGCCCUUCAUGGUGGCCUUCUUCAAAGCCACUGAAGUCCACAUUCGCAGCAUUCGUUCUGCCGGCAACAAGCCACGCAAUUCCAACCGCUCCAAGGGGUCCAAGGGCCAGGAGGCUCUUAGGGUGGCCAACAUUGCAGAGAACAGCAGCUCUGACCAGAAACAGGCCUGCAAGAAACACGAGCUGUACGUCAGCUUCAGGGACCUGGGGUGGCAGGACUGGAUCAUCGCCCCAGAGGGCUACGCCGCGUACUACUGCGAGGGCGAAUGCGCCUUCCCUCUCAACUCCUACAUGAACGCCACCAAUCACGCCAUUGUGCAGACACUGGUUCACUUCAUAAACCCAGAAACGGUGCCCAAACCUUGCUGUGCUCCCACCCAGCUCCACGCCAUCUCCGUCCUCUACUUCGACGACAGCUCCAAUGUCAUCCUGAAGAAGUAUCGCAACAUGGUCGUGAGAGCCUGCGGCUGCCACUAACGCCUUCCAGCACAUUCAUGCACACAUUUACAAACACGCAUGCGCUCGCUCGCACGCAUGUGCACACAUUG